AUGCAACCAAGAUCAAUUACAUUAUUACAAAAAAUAGAUCAAAUAGUAGAACAAAUCCUAAUUAAAUUUAAUGAUAUUUUACAAACUUUCAUAAAUGAAGAAAAACCAAAAGAACUCCUAUCUAUAGAAUCAAUAAGUAUUGAAAAUAACGCAAUUCAAAUAAUACGAUUAUGUCAAGAUUUAUUAAAUAUAAGUAGACAAUUGAAAGAAAUUUGGGUAUUAAAUAGUAUCAAAAUUAAUGAUGAUGAAAAAUUAAAGAUGACUGAUGAUGAAGUUAAAGAUAUUUUUAAAAAAUUUAAUUUAUUAACUGAUAAAAUUGCACAGUUUGAAGAUGGUAAUAAAUUGAGUCAGGAUGAGUGA
Messenger RNA from Insectozyma verbasci, 360 nucleotides. The record is from the annotation of a GenBank genome assembly. NCBI's taxonomy places the organism in Eukaryota, Fungi, Ascomycota, Pichiomycetes, Serinales, Debaryomycetaceae.